Moneuplotes crassus is the source of this 1758-nucleotide messenger RNA. Lineage: Eukaryota; Ciliophora; Spirotrichea; Euplotida; Euplotidae. The record is from the annotation of a GenBank genome assembly.
UUUUGUGAAAUGGUGUUAUUUUAGACUUGGAGAUAUCAAAUUUAAUCAUUGGAGAACCUUUGCAAUAGCUUUUUAUGGUUGUACCUAAGUUAUAGGAUUGAAAGAUGCUGCCUGUAUUGUGAUAAGCUAAUUGUCAUGAGACAUAAUCAUCGAGAUAGUUUUAUUGAAUAUAUUAAGAGAGGGGUAAGAAAGGAUCUCUAAGACAUUUGUAAUUAUGCAACUAUUCAUCAAUGUGAUUUCUUAUCCCAUCCUAAAAGCCUCCAAAUUUUUGAAGUUUCUAAAAUACAGUUUAUAAAAACCUAACCAAAAUUAAUAAAAACUAUAAAUGCUGGCUGACUAUUGGGACAAGACUUUGAGAGCUAAUUUGAAAAUUUCAUACUUCUCCUCAAGUGAAUUACAAAUAGCUUAGUAGUCUCUAAGACUGGUUUUUGGGGUUAUAAAAUCUUGGCCAUUUAUUACAACCUCCACCAAUACUAGCCCUCCCCAAAAUGGUAGCCUGAAUAUUAUAAUAUACAUGAAGGAGCAAAUUUGAGGUGUGUCAAUACCACUGAUACACAUGACUAAAGCUUUUGUAAUAUUUUAGAAAUGAUCAGAGUAUUAUAAAGGAACUUAAUAAUUUUAAGGACUUCCAUUCUUGACCAACAACUAAACAAUCGUAAACCUUAUUAUUUAGAAGCGAUGUGUAGUUGGUAUUUUAUAAAGAUGAACAUAAUUUCUUUGACUGGCUAGGAUCUCAAGAACCCAAAAAUUAUUUCAUCGAUCAAGAAAAUAUUGCUCAUUUAGGAAUAAUUCAAUUCGCACAAGUCCUAGGUUUAGACUAGGUUUAGAGGCACGCCCGAAUUCAUGAGACAUUAGGAGCCAUUAAUAAUACGACAUCCUAUUGUUUUUCUAUUUUGCGUAAUUUUUAAUCCUCUAGUUUACUGAAUUAGUGUCUCGAACAAUCCUGGUGAAACUCAGAUAGCUCACAUAUAAAAGAGAGAAAGAAAAUAUUUAAUACAAUUAAUUUAAAUAUGGAAUUGUACAAAAACUACGAGAACAUCAGCUGGGAUUCCUUCUCAAAAUGGGGCAUUCAUGAUUGAUUUCGAAAACUAAAGGAGACCUAUUGAGUCUGCUCCUUAGAAAGCAUCCCUGUUUCAAAAUUUGGAAGAUAUUGAUCAGAUGGAGAUCAAAUUUUUUCUCCACUUCCAAAAGAGGUCAAAGUUCCUUUUAACAUAAAUUCAAUCAGGCCUGAGCAAAGAAAUAAGGAGGUUUCUCAUGACUCUGAUGUGAAAUCACCUGAAGCAGAGACGAAUAUAAUUAGAAUACCUUCUGAACAAAGUCAGGUGAUAGAAGAAGAACAUAAGGAUGACUCAACGACAGUCAAACCUAUCGCCCACAGAACUAGUCGUUCAGCAAGACUAGACAUCACUGAUAAGCUGAUUGCUCUGAGAAGUAUUAUCAUGAACAAUCCUGUAUCACCUUUCAGACGUUCAUCCAAGAAGACGAGGUUUACUAAAAAUAAGUACCUUGGGAGGAGAUCCAAAUACAUUGGAGUUACAAAGAACAAUAUCCACUGGCAGGCGCUGAUCAAUGUCAAUCAUGCUAAGAAGUACAUUGGCACUUUUACCGACGAAAUCGAAGCUGCUAAGACAUAUGACUUAUUUGCACUAGCAAUGCAGGGAAGGCGAGCACGCCUCAACUUCAAUUACCCUCCUCAAAAAAUAGUUGAAAUGAUCGACCAAUAUCUCGCCCACAGAACUCUAACCCCUAAUACCUAAC